Molecule: messenger RNA, 314 nt
Organism: Drosophila willistoni
Lineage: Eukaryota; Metazoa; Arthropoda; Insecta; Diptera; Drosophilidae
Gene: UQCR-6.4
Product: cytochrome b-c1 complex subunit 10
Exons: 2
Coding region: 68-241 (57 amino acids)
Biological process (GO): mitochondrial electron transport, ubiquinol to cytochrome c
Cellular component (GO): mitochondrial inner membrane
Source: RefSeq, a predicted model, not a curated record
UUUAGCCCAUUUCAGCGAAUCAAUUCAUUGUCGAGAAUAGGAAAACUUCCAAACAAUUUAAUAAAUAAUGGCUUUCCGUAUCCCAUUUGGCAAGAAGCACGCUGAAAUAGCGACGUCCUUCAUCCGCUCUGGUGCUGGCUUUGGAGGAGCUGCUGGUCUGGGCCUGCUUUACUACACAGAUUGGAAACUCAUCCUUCAGUAUGUGCCCAUCUAUGGCUCCAAGUUCGACAAGAGCGAUUAAACAUGUGAAAAAGUUUUCAACUAGUUCAAUAUGUUUAUAUAUAAAAUAAAGGAAACUUAAUGCGUUAACCGAA